Acanthochromis polyacanthus (spiny chromis) is the source of this 3863-nucleotide messenger RNA. It is a transcript of the gene dnai3, whose product is annotated as dynein axonemal intermediate chain 3. Bases 82 to 2655 code for a protein of 857 amino acids. The record is from RefSeq and is a predicted model, not a curated record. NCBI's taxonomy places the organism in Eukaryota, Metazoa, Chordata, Actinopteri, Pomacentridae. Gene Ontology annotation, molecular function: dynein heavy chain binding; dynein light chain binding. Gene Ontology annotation, cellular component: inner dynein arm. Gene Ontology annotation, biological process: cilium movement involved in cell motility; inner dynein arm assembly. The transcript has 23 exons.
UUUUAGUAACUAGUGGCAACCAAACAUUGUCGUUGAUAAGUGUGAAGAGAAGUUCAGGGUGCAGUGGUUUGAAGUGACGGAAUGGCACCUAAGAGACCAAAAAGUGGAAGGAGCAGUGCAGGGAGUAAAGGCAAAGAUAAAGGCAAGAAGACUCAGCCGCCUACACCUCAGGAUAAGCCUGGUCACCCAGAUGAAAUCUUCCCCCUGGUCCUCACAUCAGCCACUCAGGAGCUCUUUGGUUGCCGGACUGAUGAGGAUGUCACAAGGGAGAGCCUGUACAAGCUGCUGAAAAAAGACAACAUCAUACAGGACAUUAAGACAAGAGCCGCAGUGUCCGAUUUCAGCCCUGUGAAGCAGAUUGUGCUGGACUACCCGGAGGAAGAGAUGUUGCUGGUUUUUGACAGGAGCUUCACUUAUGGCCAGUGCUUCUACUUAGUUUUGACCCCAGAAGCCAAGGACAGAAUAUUAAGCCCCCCAGAGCCUGAAACACCAGAAGCGUUUGAGAGUGAAGUCAGUAAAACUCCCCAACCAAAGCUCUGGAUAUCUCUUGGCAGUGAGCAGGAAAUAGAUGAAGAAUCUGUCACGGAGACCAGAGAAAAGCUGUGCUACAAGUUCUCCAGAGUGCGGAGAAAGUUUGGAGUACCAGUCUGUUUUUCUGACCGCAACACUGCAGCUGCUAAGGAUAGCUACCUGGAGUGCGCUUCCUACCAAGACAGCAGAUUCAGCAUCAAGCAGAUGCAGAGGGACUGCGGGACACAGGCUGUUCCUAGGCUGCAGAGCAGCAGUGCUCAGACGCAGUGGCGAUUUCAGAAGAAUAUCUGCACCCAGUACUAUCCAAGAGAGUUACAUGAGGAGGACAUUGACAGCACUGUCCAGGCUGAGAGUCUGACUAAUUUAUUCAACUCAGUAACCCCCAGGGUCUUGCAGGCCCUUCAGCAGGAAGAAAUUAUGAAUGUGUUCUUGGAUGACUGCAAGGCUUUGGGGACAUUAGCUGAAACUGAUGACUGGUCUGGGAAGGUUUCUGAAGAUUUGGUGCUCCAUUAUGCCUUCACCAACCAGAAAUACACAAAGGACAAGAAAAUCAGCAGUAUUAACUGGCACCCUACCAUCUUCGGUGUGAUCGCUGUGGCUUUGACAGACAAAAAGAAGGUGCAGUUGGAUGAGUCCUCUGCAUCGAUCGGCAUUGUCUUCUACAGCUUCUCUGACCCCUCUAAUCCUCAGUUACUGCUGGAGUGCCCAUGCGACAUUUCUGCCUUUGAGUUCAACCCAUCUAAUCCAAAUAUUAUCGUUGGCGGCUGCGUGACUGGCCAGGUUGUGUUAUGGGACAUUUCUGCUCACAUCACAUGCUUACAAGGAACUGGCAUAUUUGACCGUGAUGACAAUAAGGAGAAUAAUACUCCAGCCGCAUGCUACUGUGCAGUGUCUGCCUUACAAAGCAGUCGCAAAGACCCAAUUACUGAUGUCCAGUGGCUGCCACAGACAUUUGAGGUGACCAGGAGGGGUUUACCGAUGGAGAACAUUUAUAAGGUUUCUGUUCAGGUUGUCACUUGCUCCCCUUGCAGCACUGUAAUGUUCUGGGAUGUGCGAGUGCCACAAAUGCUGAACCAGUCACUGUCAGGCAGGCAGCAGAAUGUGGAUCAGAAGACACCGAUUACACCCGACAGCGUCCCUGCAACUUUCAAACACCUGGACCAGACAUGGAAACCGCUGCUGAGGAUUUCCCUGCCAAAGAUCGAUAAUAGUGGGGAAUAUGCUCCUUUUAAGUUCAGCCUACAACAUUACGCCUAUAAUGGUAACACAGGGACCUCAGGGAACUCAGAAAAAGCUCAUGAAAAUGAUAGCACCGAGGACAUCCCAGACUACAGCCAGCUCAGAGCUCCAUCAGCCCAAACACUCACAGCUCUGGAAGAUGUCAAUACCAAGUUCUAUUUUGGAACAGAGGAUGGAGAGAUUGUUUACACUGACUGGAAACUGGAGAAAGAUGAGUCUGGACGACUGCACAGUGCCAAACCUCUGAGCUGUUUUAGAACGCACCAGGGUUUGGUGAACACAAUACAGCGAUCGCCUUUCUUCAAAGAUAUUAUUUUGACGUCAGGAGGCUGGAACUUUGCCAUUUGGAAGGAGGGCUUCAUGGAUGGCCCCAUUGUCAUGUCACCAAGUUCUGAGCAGCAGUACACUGCGGGAUGCUGGUCCCUGUCCCGGCCAGCUGUUUUCUUCAUUGGGAAAGAGGAUGGCAGUAUUGAGGUGUGGAACUUGCUGGAAAGCACCAGUGAACCUGCACACAUCCAUGCUCACAUCACCAGUGCCAAGAUUACCUGUGUCAAACCCUGGACUGUGUCUCCCAAGCUGCACUUCCUGGCUGUGACUGACGACCUUGGAAUGCUCCGUGUUUUCGAAAUCCCAAAGACUUUUUACGUUCCCUCCAGGACAGAGAGUUCGAGUGUGAUGGCUGAACUGGAGAAAAUCAGGCUAAAGAAUUUGAAAUGGGAUGAAAUGCAGGUGAAAAUGAAAAAGGAGGCAGAGGAGCUAAAGAAGAAAAUGCAGGAGCCUGACAAACCAGUCAAACUCCAGCAUGAGAACAGAGAGGAGAACAUGAAGGAGUACAGUCAUUACCUGACGCUGGAGGAGAACGUCCUGAAGGGCCUGGGCCUGUGACCAGCUGCUGCAGACACAGGGGAUACCUGAUAUCACACACAUGCACAAACAAAUUACAUUUUAUACAAAACAAAGUCUUCUUGUUUUUUAUCUAUUCAUUUUUGUAAAUUUGAUGGCUUUGCAUGUUUUUAAAGUAAUUGUUGAGACGUCUCUCACAUGAAAAUUCCUUUUAUUUAAUGCCACAGUUUGCAUCUGUGCUGCUGUUUUCACAUGAUUUGUUAUAACUUACAGAAUGUGUAAUAUCAAUUUUACUGAAAUUUGGUCUUUAUCAUAUUUAUAUGUAAAAUAUGACAACAGUGAGCAAAUGGAUUCUGUCAUCAACAUUCAGAAAGCCCUUGGGUUGGGGCUUGAGGGUCACCUAUGGAUUAUUUUCAUGCACUCAUGUGAGAUCUCGUUACUGGGUAAUGCCAUCCAUUAGUGCCCUCUUCACCACUGCUCCCUGAGGAUCCAGUUUGGAAUAUCUCAAGGAUUCAACCUUGACAGAAAGUCAUUAUAUGGCUCUUCAGUGUCAAGGUAUUCAUGUGAUGUUGUUGAAAGACUCUUCAGUUUGUAAAUUAAUUUUGCAUGGCUCUCAGGUGCUUCUGAUAAGCAUAGUUUUUUUUUUUUAAAGAAGAGAAUUUAAAAGAAGCAGACUCAGUGCUAAAGAUAUUAGUCACCAAUUGUAACCUAGGAAUGAUCUCUCAGAAGGUGAAUUGACUUCGGCAACAGAUCAAACAGCAGCUUUCUGAAUCAGUUGGAAGUGCAUAUGUAUAAGAUUGAGUGUAUUUUAGCAAGGCAAGCACAGUGGAUAAACAUUGGAUCAAAUAGAUCAAAUGUGUAAUAUGAAAGGACUCUCAGUGAUGUAUGAAUACUGUGCACUUCUUGCACAGCACCAAACAGUAGAGAGACAAACUAUCUGGUGAACAUAAUGGCACAUUAAGCUGCUAAACAGUCAGAUAACUCACUCAGGAGUUGGUAGAGACCAAAAGAAAAGCGGAGUGAAUAUUGUCCAGGAAUCACAACUCCAAAUGACUGUUACUCUGUAACUGUAAUGAAAAAGGUGAUAGUAUGUCAGUGUUUACUGUCAGUGUGAAAAAAUGUUAGUUAAAGGAACUGUAACUUCAUGAUUGAAACCGUGGCCAGAUGUUACCGUUAGAUUUGAAGCCGCCUGCGUCACGGGCCCACUGGAUGAAUCCAGUCAUUGUAGAAAUAGAAUUGCUAUCUUAUCA